AUGCAGCGCGAAUCUCCCUUAAUCCUCAUCCCCCAUCUAGGUCCACACUUUACGUCCCUCGUAUGGUCAUGUCUUGACGCCGAUCUACACAAGUCCGCCUUGUUCUAUGCUGAGCGGUAUUUUGUUCUCGACACAAAUAACCAUGAUGCGCGACAUCUGUAUGCCACAGCAUUGCUACGUGCUGGUCAUCCUCACUCGGCACACUACCUCGUAAACCCGCCGAUCGACAAUUGGUGUGGUGGCUGUCUAGAGAUCAAGGCAAGGUGUUGCGCCACACUAGGGAAACACAGGUUAGCUCGUGAGGCUGUAGAGGCAAGCUUACGGAUUCCGUCGUAUACCCCGAGUGCAUCGAUGGGUACUCGGACAGCCAAAAACUUCCCAGAGGAGUCCGUGCUACACUGUCGCGCUGGUACGAUGGCUGCGAAAGAUAACUUAGUCGAAGGGGCGUCUGCUAGCUUCCGCCAAGCUUUGGCGCUCAAUCCCAUGCUAUGGGAAGCAUUCGAGGGCCUAUGUGCAAUUGGCAACGUCCCGGAUGUCGACGAGAUCUUUCCGCCCCGACCACUGCCGAUCAAGCAAACACCACCCACUGAAGCCAAGGUUCCUGUAGCGACAGGUGCUGGAUUUUUCACGCCUGAGGCUGGCAACGGCGGUAACCUCUUUCGCGGCUGGAAGCCUGAUGCAGGCCUACCUCAAUCGUUCCUUCCCGCUGGGCCACGCGAUUCACUAGCAACAAACGAUUCGUCCUUAUAUCCGGAGGCGUCUUUCAUACAAGGAAACCUUCGGCCUAGCUGGUCGCAACCGACCGGAUCGUUGGCUGCCCAACCACCAGCUGUGCGUCCCCUUUCUUCCGCAGAUGAGGCGGGCCCGGUAACCAAGAAGCUCCGGUCUGGUGUGCGGCAGCGCACGGCUCCUCCCCCCUCGGCUACCGCGAAUUCGAACACGAUGCUAAAAUCAUCCAAGUCGAUGGGGACCCUGCUCCCAGCGGACGAUCGUUCGAAAAGCUCAAAGGCACGCGCACGCCCGGCCCUGACAAUUGCUAACAUCUUCUCAUCUUCCGGUCGUGCCCAGACUGCGGCAAUGUCGACCAGACCACAUGCUGGCAAUGUCGGUAUUGGAAAGAGCUCGCGCGAGCAACAACCAAUCCCCAUUGGUGGCACCCGGCGAAGCACGCGCCUACUGAGUGGGUCGAGUACCAAGCCUACGGCUACGAAGCAUACAGCUACACGUGAGCGGCGACGAGUUCAGACGCGUGCGCGCUCGAGCACCAUGGAAUCCGAUAUGGACGAAGAACCUGUCCCCGCAGGUGGGCAGGCAGCUUUCUCGCCCUCACCUCCGCCGAUAGCAGAGUCCCCACGUGCAGAUACCUCUCCAGGACCAAGCAACUGGACCGCCGCACAGGAACAGGCCGCGCAAGAAGCAUAUGACGCCGAGCUCGCGGAUUGCCACAUUUACGAACUCAUGCGGAUGUUUGCGCACGCGACAAGAGCGAUGGCACUAUAUGAUUGCAGGGCUUGCCUCGAGGAGCUUGAAAAACUCCCGACCGCACAUCAAAGGUCCGCUUGGGUCAUGGCCAUGGUGGGUAAGGCUCAUUACGAACUCGGCGAGUAUGCUGCAGCGGAACGCGCGUUUGAAGCCGUGCGAAACCUUGAUCCCUAUCGCUUAUGGGAUAUGGAAGUGUUCUCCACGCUUUUAUGGCAUCUGCAGCGUAACGUGAAGCUGUCCUUCCUCGCGCAAGAACUAGUGGCAACGGACCCGCGGUCGCCGCAGGCAUGGAUCGCGGUUGGGAACUGCUUUUCCCUGCAGAAGGAACGGUCACAGGCUCUGACCUGCUUCCGACGCGCGGCACAACUUGAUCCCAACUGUGCGUACGCGUACACGCUCAGCGGACACGAGUCGAUCGACGAGGACCUCGAUAAGGCCAUCAACUUCUUCCAGUCUGCUUUACGUGCUGAUCCACGGCACUACAACGCCUGGUACGGAUUGGGCACAUGCUAUAUGCGAAUGAGCAAGCUGCGUCUCGCAGACUACCAUUACCGGAAAGCGGCCCAGAUUCAUCCCCAGAAUGCCGUUCUGCUUGGCUGCGUGGGCAUGGUCACCGAGCGAAUGAACGAUCAAGAAGGUGCGCUGCGGCUAUUCGACCAGGCCGUUCGACUAUCACCCGACAAUGCGCUUGUUCGUUAUCGUCGGGCCAAAAUCCUUAUCGCGCUCAAGAGAUACACGGAGGCCGUGGCCGAUCUGGAGUACCUCCGCGACUCAUCGCCGGAAGAGUCAAACGUGAUCUUCCAGCUGGCGAAGGUAUAUCGACUGCUCGGAGACGAGGUGAAGUCGGCACAACUACUGGCGGUGGCGCGAGACGUGUCACCGAAGAGUGUCAACAAGAUUCGGAAGCUGUUGGAAACUGUCAAGGACACGGAAGCGGCAGACGUGAUGGACGAGGGAUGA
This is a messenger RNA of Postia placenta MAD-698-R-SB12, 2442 nucleotides long. RefSeq lists its product as hypothetical. NCBI's taxonomy places the organism in Eukaryota, Fungi, Basidiomycota, Agaricomycetes, Polyporales, Adustoporiaceae. Bases 1 to 2442 code for a protein of 813 amino acids. Gene Ontology annotation, molecular function: protein binding. The record is from RefSeq and is a predicted model, not a curated record. The transcript is spliced from 9 exons. Gene Ontology annotation, biological process: cell division.